Molecule: messenger RNA, 273 nt
Organism: Penicillium subrubescens
Lineage: Eukaryota; Fungi; Ascomycota; Eurotiomycetes; Eurotiales; Aspergillaceae
Exons: 2
Coding region: 1-273 (90 amino acids)
Source: RefSeq, a predicted model, not a curated record
AUGCUAGAACGAGCUCGAAAUCGACCUGACUUUGGAAAUGCCGGCGAGAUUGAUAUUUUGCUCAACGCAGCAAAGAUAUGCCAGCAAAAGCGGCUCUCCUCGGGUAGAUCCACCACCCGAGUCUCCGACGCCAUCCUGGACGCAGCUGACUUCGAUGAGAACUUUGAUCGCGCGAACAAGAAUGAAGCGAGCGUUCCAAAACUGUUUGAAGGGGUGGUGGGUUUUCUCAAAUGCCAUUUUUCUGUACAAUAUGGUGUAUGUUUCGCGGCCUAA